Messenger RNA from Neodiprion virginianus, 4886 nucleotides. RefSeq lists its product as uncharacterized. The record is from RefSeq and is a predicted model, not a curated record. Gene Ontology annotation, molecular function: nucleic acid binding; zinc ion binding. The transcript has 2 exons. The coding region runs from base 507 to 3941 and encodes 1144 amino acids. NCBI's taxonomy places the organism in Eukaryota, Metazoa, Arthropoda, Insecta, Hymenoptera, Diprionidae.
UUUUCAUAAGGAAUAAAGGUUUUCGAAGUUUACUCACUUUCUGCCACUGAAUUUGUGUUUUCUCAAACCCUAAUGAUAAAGCCAUAUUUGUCGGGCUAUAGAGAGUAAAAGGGGGUUGAGGGAACGUCUAGUCACGUGACUGGCUCGAGACGCCAGAGCAUUAGGCAAAGUAGCGAGAGAAAACGGCAGUUGAUAACGAGAGAGAGAAGUGAUCGGUCGGCCGAGCGAGCGAGACCGUGGAAGUAAAAUAUUUGUAAGAGUAAAGUAACGCGAGAAUUUAUAUUACGUCGUAUUGUGAAAUUAUAAGUCAAUACUUUGUAGGUCUGUAAUAAUAAGCCUCCCUCAAUUUAAAUAAAUAAAGAUUGAAAUAUUAUUUUGUUUAAAACUUCAGAAGUGGGAUUACCGCGUUCCUUAUAGUUAAAAAUUAACAAAAAAAAAACGUUUAUGAAACGAUUCGCGGCGCCUCGUGGUCGCGAUUUUGUCGUCGUGAUCUCAAAAGAUGGCCCAUGAUUGACGAAGAGGAAUUUGAGCAGUUUGCGGCGGAGGAAAUUCGGAAAAUGGCCACGGAUCGAACACCGCCAUGGAGUCGUGGGAGAGGACAACAAGUGCUAGGUCCACCAGGAACUUGGGCUCUCGACGACGAGAUCGCUAGAGCGCAAAAUGGCGGCAGAGAAAACGCGACCGUUACCGGUCCUCCUCCAGAAUUCGCGUCAAAUAAUCAGUUAUUACGCACGCAGUCGCGUAAUGAUAUCGGUGCGCAAGAGCCUCCAUUUCAAAACGUCAAUGAUGUGCGAGCGGACGAUUCGGGUUCGUCGGAACAGCCUCGAGUUCCCCCACCGGGUCAGUUGACGCCGGCAGGGAACGCGUCUCUAGUCAACGCGGUUCGAGAUAUAUUAGCAAAUCAAAACAGAGAAGAAGCCAUGGCCCAUCUAUUCGCGGGAUUAAUGCUCAACCAGCCAAGGUCGAUGCCGAAUCAACAACUUGGACCUUCGAUUCCGUCGUAUCACGUGAUUCCCGACUUAUCGAGAAACAUCGAAACAUUCUCAGGUGAAAACGAUGGUAUUCGAGCCAAAGAGUGGUUGCAGAAUCUGGAAUCGAUGCAACAGUUACAUCAGUGGCCAAGAGACUAUCUGCUUGAAGCUGCGCGCAUGCAUUUGAGUGAUGGCGCGAAAGAUUGGUUUCGUUGUCGUGCGCGAGAAUUGAAAACGUGGGACGCUUUUCGUGAGGCGUUUCGGCAAAAAUUCAUAUUUCAGGACGAUCUGACCACGCGUUUCGAUAGAAUGAGAGCGAGAGUGCAAGGCAAAGGCGAAUCUUUAGUAAAAUAUUUUCAUGCAAAGGCAAAAAUGUGUUCCGAACUAAGUUUAACGUAUCGCGAGUUAAAAGCGCAAGUGCUCAUCGGGUUGUGGUCGCGAGAAUUGGCGAAUGCAGUCAUGCCAUCAAUGCAAUAUACGACCACCGAGUUGUUGCACGAAUUAUUGUAUUUCGAGAGUAUUUUCGCACAACGCGCUGAGCGAAUAAGAUCGUCACGCGAGACGACAAGUGCGAGACCGCGACGUCAAGUGGAAAGACCGAGCGGACACGAGUCGAAAAGAACCGAUGUGAGUGCGGGGCGCUGGGACACGAGAAAUGUGCCAACCGAGCGUGGAACAAGCACGGAUGUGCGUAAGUGUUAUAAUUGUAAUAAGGACGGACAUAUCGCGCGGGAUUGUCCGAGCCCAAAGCGUGUGCUUACGUGUUAUAAAUGUGGUGGUCAGGGCCAUAUCAGUACACGGUGUACCGGUAAUAAAGAACGCACUGUUCAGGCUGUCGGUAAAACAGGUGAUACGUCUGCGCAAAAAUAUUUCAAAAACGCGACAAUUAACGGUAGAGACAUGGCAGUGUUUAUAGAUUCCGGAAGUUCCGACUGUACGAUGCGAAUAUCGCGAGUUUUACGAGAACAAUUUGAAGUGAAAUGGAUUUCGAUGCCGCUCCAAGGUUUCGGACCACCGGAACAUGUGACGACUAGCCCAGGCUUCGUCGAAGCUACCAUUAUCAUCGAUGGAGUUGACGUCCCUGGAGUGCCAAUAAGGGUUGUGCCGGACGAUGUUCAAGGAGUCGACGCGCUCAUCGGCCGUACCUUUACGGAAGCGGACAGCGUCGACUGUCACAAAGUUGGUUCCACUCUAACUUUCAGUCGCAAUGCUGAAUUACCGAGAGAUGUCAACGAAUUACCGACCCAUUUCGUCACCGCGGAAGCAGCGACGCUUCCACCACAUACGGUUGGCAUCAUAAACGUCGUGAACGAUCAACACGAUUAUGUUUUGCCUGUGUCGAAUUUUGGAAACGUUGAGAAAAACGUCGGAGCAAACAAUGGAAGAUGGGUACGAGGAGAAGUCUCACGAGUGUGGGCAAUCGAUCGAGCCAACAUCAAGACAAGCCCCAUCAACGAGGAAGACAUCGACGUCGGUCCGGAACAGCCCAAGGAAGUCGUGCAAGAGUUGUGUGAAUUGAUAAAUGAGUAUCGAGAUUGCGUCUCAACGAAUUUGUUCGAUUUGGGAUGUGCGAAGAAUGUAGAGAUGGAGAUUCGGGUAAACGAGGGAUCAAAACCCGUGUAUAGCAAACCGUAUAGAACGUCUGAAAAGGAGCGAUGUGAGACGAAAGAAAUGUUACGCGAGUGGAGAGAAGCGGGAAUAAUUACCGACACUCAGUCCCCGUAUGCUAGUCCGGUGCUGCUAGUUAAAAAGAAGUCAGGCGAGUCUCGUUUAUGUGUAGAUUUUCGGAAGCUCAACGAACAAACAAACCGCGUACAUUUUCCGCUACCAAAUAUCAAUGACCAUUUAGCACAGGUUCGAAACGGUUCGAUAUUUAUUGUGUUGGAUUUGGCUCACGGUUAUUUGCAAAUACCUUUGAGUAAGGAUUCGCGCGAGAAGACCGCAAUUAUAACGUCCGAAGAAACCGCCGAGUUCACGCGUAUGGUCUUUGGCCUCAUGAAUGGGCCCGCUUUUAUUUCAAAGGCCAUGCACCGUGCGCUUGGUCCGUUAAGAGACAAGGUCGUGUUAUUCUAUUUAGAUGACAUUUUAGUACCGGGGUCAGAUUGGGUAGAGUUGAAAGCUAAAUUGCGAAUGGUCUUGGAAUCCCUUCGAAACGGAGGACUUACCAUAAAGCUAGAAAAAUGUAAAUUUUUGUAUAAAAAGGUCUCGUAUUUAGGGUAUGAACUUUCGGGAAACAGAAUCGAACCAGGUGUUCAUAAAGUCGCGGCAAUUCGGGAGUUUCCGGCUCCGACAAACGUGCACGAAGUGCGAAGGUAUUUAGGUCUCACCGGGUAUUUUCGGAAGUUUGUACCGCGUUAUGCUCAUAUUGCCGAGCCACUUACUGAUUUACUAAAAAAGGAUAACGAAUUCGUGUGGGGAGACGAACAAAAUCGAGCGUUCGAAAGUUUGAGGGCGAAACUGACCGAACAACCUGUCCUUCAGACAUUUGAUCCGAAAGCUAUAACGGAAUUGCAUACUGAUGCGAGCGCUGUUGGUUUGGCGGCGAUGUUGAUGCAAAGAGAUGCGGCAGAUAAAAUUCGAUUAGUUUAUGCGUUGAGUCGUCGAACGAGCGAACCCGAGCAAAAAUAUCAUAGCAGCAAAUUAGAAUUACUAGCGAUCGUUUGGGCUGUUACGCGUUUGCGAACGAUGCUAGCAAAUAUCCCGUUCACCGUAGUAUCAGAUUGCCAAGCGUUCAGUUAUUUAAACACGCAAAAGACGCUAAACCCGCAAAUUAUUAGAUGGAAUGACACGCUAAGUGAAUACGAUUAUCAAAUAGUCCAUCGGGCAGGAGUAAGGUUAGCCCAUGUAGAUGCGCUGAGUCGAGCGCCCGUCGAACCGUCUGAUAGCGAAACGAACGCAACGAUAAUGACCGUUGUAAACGAAGAGGAUGCGAUCCGAAUGUAUCAGUACAGCGAUGAGGAUUUAAAAUAAAAGAAGACAAUUUUGCAAAAGAAAGAGAAUUUGCGCACAGGGCAUGAGAAAAGUCGAGUGACCGACUUAGAAUUAGAAAACGGAGUGUUGUAUAAACGUGUGAAAGAUAAAUUGUUGUAUAUUGUGCCGCGUGCGAUGAGAAAGGCGUUAGUUAUGCGUUUUCACGAUCUCAAGUCAUCCCGGGGUGGAGCGUACUGUUUCACGAAUUCGAGCGCAUUAUCACUUCCCUCGGAUGAAGGCUUAUGUUAGACGUCAUGUAAGAGCGUGUAUUCAGUGUGUUGCGUGUAAAGGUCAACCAGGAAAGCAGGCGGGCGAAUUGCACCCGAUUCCACCGGGACAUCGUCCUUUCGAAAUCGUACACAUGGACCAUAUGGGUCCAUUUGUAACAAGUGCUCGUAGUAAUAAAUACGUGUUUGUAAUUGUUGACAAUUUAACGAAAUUCGCGAUCGUGCGUGCGGUCAAGGACACAAAGGCAGUGAACGUUUUGCGUAUACUCGAAGAGUUUGUACGAGAGUAUGGCGCCCCGGAACGUAUUAUUUCCGAUCGAGGAACCUGUUUUACGUCCAAACAAUUUGAAGAAUUCUGCAGACGCCACGGAAUCAGGCACACCGUCAAUUCACCUAGGCAUCCACAAGCGAAUGGGCAAGUCGAGCGGUGGAAUGCCACCCUUCUUCCUGCGAUUCAAAGCAACUUGAGUAACAACGAUGGAAAAAUGUGGGAUCGAGAAUUGAGACGAGUGCAGAGCGAUAUCAACGAGAUGAAGCACGCGUAUACCGGUAAAAGUCGUUUCGAGUUAGUCUACGGAUACUUGCCACGACGAGACGAGGGCGAAAUACGAAAGGUAACGAUCGACAACGAUAGCACGUACUAGAGACCUGAAAAGUUGCGAGGGGAAGCGCGACAAAAAUUAGUAGAUGCACAGGCGAAAUAUAAACAACGUCAUGA